AUGGAGAUCAGUGACAGAAGUGCAUUCCCAAAAGUACUGAAGACAGGAGAUAUGAUGACAUUCAAGUUUACAUCCACGAAUGGUGGUUAUGUAAAAGUUCGCAACAUAGAAACGAAUGAGCUGAGAACCGAGUUCUACCAAAGCAACAGCCAGGACGUCAGCGUCAGCAUAGGAUAUGAUUUGGUUAAACCCUACCAUUGCAGUGAAGUUGAGGGCUGCAGUGACAGUUUACUAACAGUGCCUAAAACAACAUUUGAGACUGUAGUUGAACUGGAAUGGGAUGGAUGGAAGGAUGACACAGCUAAACUACAUCAUUAUGUCAUCUCAGCUUUUGAAAUGGAGUACAGUAGCCACGAAGGCGGUGUCAGAGUGAAGAACCAAGUUGCUAGUAAAGACUUCAAUGACUCGUUGAAUGCUGGUAACAUUACUUUGCCGGGCACUGGAUUGUACUCUGUAGAAAUCACUGCCUAUGACAAGGCAGGAAAUAGUAGAUCAGGCAGAAGGCUAGUCAUCUCAGAUGAAGAGUCCAAGGUAGAGACGACUGCCAAUUCUGUCUUACGUGUGACAUCAGCUGCUGAGGCAUCUUCAUGGGAGUGGCAGUGGACAUCAGACACGGUCAAUAUCGACUGGGAAAAUCACUACAUCAAUACGCUUCACCAUGGUAACAAGUGGCUUGAGGCAGCAAUACCAGUGUCAAACGUUGAUACUGUGUAUGAUGACAAUGACUUUUCUAGAGGAGUAAAACACGUUCCCAAUGUGCAAGCCAUUGUGGAUUACCGAGUAAGCUUCCAAGUAGACCAUGCAGGAGGAAAUACAAUCCCAGAGCACCUGAAUGACUCAGACUUUAGUAGCCUCUACCUGAACCAGUCUCACACAAUCUCGCCAAUUCUGGUCGACGGUGACUCUCUCCGCUACUGGAUCCGGGCUUAUGACGUAAGGGAGGAGUAUCUGGAGGAGACAGUGACGGUUCACAUUGACACAUCGCCUCCCAUCAUAGAAAAUCUGUGGCUGACACGAGGUGACAGACUCAAUGUCAGCGUACACAAGAUUGAGGAGCUGAGCACUAUGACCAUAGAGUGGGAGAGUUAUGACGACCACAGCGGGCUUGAGAAAGUGUCAUGGCGAGUGUUUGACAACCAGACGGGCCAGGAGAUCAUUCAUGGGAAGGCGCAUCUCCCUCCAAAUGGAGCAGCAGAGGAUGAAGCAUCAUGCAGGACACAGUACGGUCACUCCCCCCGGGGAUCAAAUUGCUACUGUACCCCAGGGGUUGGAUGUUACCACAGACACUUCCAGGUCAAACCGAGUGUAAUUGAUGACAAUGCAGAUCAUGGUGGGAUCUUCCACAGCAAAGACAGAGGUGUUCAUGACUCGGAUUACUUUUUGGAAGUGACAGUGAUGAACCACGCCAAGCUCACUACCACGUUACACUUAAAGAUAACCAUCGACUCAAGUCCCCCUCACCCUGGUGCUGUCCACGAUGGUCUGACUGGGCAUUCUGAAGUAGACUACCACGGCACCACAGAUCUUCAUGCCCACUGGGUUGGAUUCUUUGACAGAGAAAGUGGCGUAAAGUUUUAUCAGUAUGGAUUUGCAGGCCAGUGUCUAGAUGCCACAGACUUUGGCAUUGAUCUGUCAUCCCACAAUGUGACCGAAACGUCCUCCACUCACGCCUCCUGGACAGCCCCUUCUGGAGGCAGGUUCUUUAUCACAGUCGUAGCCUUCAACCGAGCUCUGGAGCCAUCUCUUCCUGUUUGUUCUGAUGGAGUAACUGUGGACCAGACAUCGCCGUCACUUUCACAGAUUGCUGUCCUCAACGCCCGCACUACUGAAGGUCUGGUGACGAAUGGCGAGGAAGUGUGGCUCGUCACUGCAGACAGGAGGAGGAGUCAAAUUGAAGACCCGGAUGCAACGUGCGGGCAGAUGGGCGCAUUCAUCACAAAUGAAGAUCUCAAUGUAUUACCUCUUCUGAAGGAUGAUAAAGAGGAGCGUGUAUUGUUGCCACAUUCAAUCUGUUUGAAAUGUUCAAGAUUCGCUAUGCAAUCUACAAAAGCAAUGUACAUUUUGAAGGAACAUCAUUUGUAUGUGAAUUGGACAAGCAGCGACGCUGAGAGUGGUAUCUAUGACUACGAACUUGGACUGAUGUCCGAUCCAUCAAGUGAAGCUGCUCCAGACGUCCUUCCUUACACAUCAACGCAUCAUCAUCCUCACUAUGAAGGCUUCCAUCCACAUCUCAGUGAAGGACAGCAGUUUCAUAUAGCAGUCAAAGCCACGAACAAAGCAGGAAUCGUCACAUCGCUGAUUCUUGGCCCUGUUGUCGUCCACACACAGCCGCCAGUGUUCCAGCCUCCAGUGGCUGUAAGCCUAAAGGAGCAAUCAAUUGUUGCGGAAUGGGGUGACGGCGCCUUUACAGACACAAAGCAAGAUUAUCUUCAUUACAGUUUUGCAAUUGGUUCUUCCCCCGGUGGUUCCGACAUCAUCCCCUUCCUCCCUCUCCAGUCUGGAGGAGGCUGUUCCGUUUCAACGCCACCAUCAUGUACAGCUGUAGCCACCCGCGAUCUUCAAUGGGAUCUGCAUCACGGCCACACGUACUAUGUGUCAGUGAAAGUGACAAACAUUGUCGGACUGUGGACAGUAGGUGUAUCAGAACCUUAUGUCCACAACGUCAGACUACCUUCCCUUGGAGUGAUUCUUGAUGUCAGUCCACAGGAGGAACAGUCCCUUCUUGGCAUCAGUAAAUUUGAAGACACGGAUCUCCAAUUAUCUACUUCCACUCUCGCCACCAGGUGGUAUGGGUUUGACGAUGGGCUUAGUGGCGUGACGUAUAAAGUCUGUGUUGGCAGUUCUCCUGGACAACAAGAUAUAGCAGCUUAUGAAGAUGCUGGUGGAUCAUUGUCACAUCGAUUUACAAAUUUAACCCUUAACAUUAACCAGAUGUACUUUUCAACUGUUGUUGGGAUAAACGAUGCUGGUGAAACCCGACAGUCAUCGGAUGGUGUGACAGUUAUUCGACAGGGCUUGGAUCUGAACACAAUGACCGUUAAAGAUGGAGAGGCAUGUGAGCAGGGAACUAACUCCACCUUCGGGGAUGACCUGGACUACCAACUGUCUUCCUCCACAUACGCUGCCCACUGGUCAACAGAUGCGAGACUCCAACAGUUGUACUCGGAUGUACAUUUCAGCCUAGAAAAGAAACUCCUAUCGUCAGAUCAGGUUUGGGCUAAGGUCACAAAGUAUGAGAACAUUGGUCCAACUGAAACAGUGACUAUUGGAGGACUGCACCUCGAGCCGGGCCAGACCUACAGAGCAGUUGUGAAACUUUGUGCUGCCCACGUUUGCUCUGAACCCGUCGCCAGCAAUGGUGUGAUAGUCACGCCCCAUCAACCUGUAGUAGGAAACAUCAAUAUCACUUACACCGAGGGCACAUCAAGGGCACAGUUACAUGUAGAAAUGGAUCGAUUCCGUGAUGGUGAUAUUCCGGUGAUAUCAGAGUCGUAUGAUGCGGUGGCGAUGUAUGACUGGAGUCUGACAGAUGAUGGUCAUGGCAGGAGUCUGCUGACCGAGUGGACACCUGUGGACGAUUUGAUCCCUGGCGAUGAAAAGGUUUCAUUCACUAUAGAACUGGCUAAACAUCUGAUGUUCAGUAAAUGCAGACGUUUGUCAGUGAGAGGUUUCAACAAAGUGGGGACACAUACGAUACUAUCAAAAGAUAUUAGAGAUUGCAGUUCAAGGGAGCCGAACAAUGUAAUACCAGCAAUCGUCAUCGACGCUGCAGGACAGACGGACGAUAAUGGAUUAACCAGUGGCAUAACCCUAGAAGAAAAUGACGUGUGGCAAAGGGUAGAUCUUGAUUAUACUCCCUACAAGAAUAUGUUGUCUGCUGUGUGGCCAAGUUUACGUCACAGGAAGUACAAGUGGGCAGUGAUCGCAGGUGACAAGAUGGACAACACAUCUCACUUCAAACAGGGGAGACGCAUGACUAACACUGACCCAUGUGCAAUGGCCGAUGUUGUCAAGUGUGGAGAAACAGAUGAGGAGUAUGUGAAUGUGAAAUUCGACGAAACAGAGACAUUAAGACAUGGGAAGAGAUUCUACAUCUGUAUCCAUGCUUUUGAAAUUGAUAGACAGUUUGAAAAAUGGAACAAGACACUGCAUGACGUAAGUGCCUGUAGUGAUGGCAUUACUGUGGAUCUCACCCCACCAACUCCAGGAACCAUAAAUAUUGAAGGUCUACAGGGAGGGACCUUUCAGGUGAGCCAGACUGAGGUGACUGUGUCUUGGGAUAGCUUUACAGACGUUGAGGAAUCGGGAAGCACAUCCCACCCACGUGGCAUAUCACACUACGAACUUGCACUAGGUUCAAUCUCUGGUGGCGAGGACAUCCGAUCAUUCCAGGAUGUGGGUCAGGUCAAUCAUAUCAUCCUUGCAGACCUCUCUUUACAAGAUGGACAUGCUGUUUAUGCUACAGUUAGAGCCAAAGACUUUGUGAACUUCACCACCCAGGUCACAUCAACUGCUUUCAUCAUAGACUCUUCCCCUCCUGUGAACACAGGCAGGAACAUACAGAUGGAUGACAGAUACAUCACACGUCCUAGUGUAUCGCUGUGCUGGGAGGGUGUCUUCAUUGACCCUCACAGCGGCAUCGGACUGUAUGAACUGUCACUCGGGUCGAGGCCUGGACGAGGGGAUCAUAUUCAGCAGCUGAUAUCGGAAGGAACCUGUCACAUCUUUGAUCUUUCAUCAAAAUUAAAUGACGGCUACUCCAUUUAUCUAACAAUUAAAGCCUUCAAUGGAGUUGGACUUUCCACCGUGGCUAUAUCUCGCGCUAUGCUUGUGGACACAACUCCCCCGACUUUAGGCCUCGUGUUUGAUGGAACACGCCCACUUGCAGCACCGGUGAGGAUGGACCGUGAUUAUGUGACACGUAUAGGGGACAUGGGGGCGCACUGGGAAGGCUUCUGCGACCCGCAUUCAAGUAUAGCUCACUACCGUAUCAAGGUCGGAACCUGUUCAAGCUGUGAGGACACAAUGGCAGAAUAUGAAGCGGGAACAAGAGAAGAUGCAGAGUUCCAUCUGCAACAUCUCGCCGGGUUUGCAGAGGGUAUCAAGUAUCACGUGACAGUGACAGCAUGCAACAAGGCGGGACUGUGCAGCAGUGCAACAUCUGAUGGUGUCAUCCUGGAUCAAAGUCCUCCUGUCCCUGGCAGCGUCAUGGACGGCACACUCGACCGAGACUCCCAGUACCAGGCAUCCAGAACGUUCCUGGGCUGCAAAUGGCACGGGUUCCAGGACGCACAAUCUGGUCUGGACUUCUAUGAAUGGCGGCUUGGGACAACACCUGGAGGUGAUGACAUUCUCACACCCCGAUAUGCUGCCCUAGAAGAGGUUGCUUUCCUCACAUUAACAAAUACAACAACGAUGCCAACUGGUCGUGAGAUGUUUUGUACAGUGAGGGUCUACGAUAAAGCAGGAUUAUUCUCAGAGUCUACAUCGAAUGGCUUCAUAAUUGAUGACAGCGCGCCUGAGGUGGUGAAGAUCCCAGGCAUUGAGGGGGGACAGGGAUCCUUGGUUGCCAUGACGCUGAUAAGUCGGUCUACUGUGAGGGUCAGCUGGGAGGUGAAGGACGAGGAGUCUUUCAUAGAGAGACAGUACAUCUCCAUCUCCUCUCAUCAGUUCGGGGAGUUUGAUGCCUCCCUUAAGGCGCUCCCUGGGUUGCUGAGGGAGUUUACCUAUUCCCAAAUUAACCUCCACGAUGGUAGUCGAUAUCGGAUCAAGGUAUCUUCUUGCAAUAUGGCAGGCCUCUGUUCUACCUCUGACACUGGAGAAAUCCUGCUGGAUGGGUCAAUACCUACAACAGGUGCCCUGGCGGUGGAGACGAACCACGCCGCACGACUAACAAGACACCACUCCAAUUAUAUGACGUGGACACCAACAAGUCUUUGUCUCGCCUGGCUAGGUUUUGCAGAUCUUCAUUCUGGUAUAGAUCAUUACAGAGUCACAGUCGGAUCUAAACCUUUUACAGCUGACUUCUUAUUGACCAAGAACCCCCUGACCUUCAGUCACAACACUACCGGCCCCGAUAAGGAGGACGAGGGCGUGGUCCAGUUAAUCACUGCUGAUACCAAAGAUAUGUCAUCAAGAACGUCUGUAUUUGUGACAAUAUGGGCAGUCAACAGUGUUGGUCUGAGGAGCAGUCCCCUCCACUCUGAGCUGGUUCUGGGCGGGGGAGGGAAGCUGGAGUUGGUGAGACGAUGCGGCUCAUACAGCUGUGAGGGACACUGUGUCUGUGCUGUACAAGACAAGAAGUGUGGCACCAGUCAAGGGUGUACAGUGUUGAAGAAUGGUGGCAAACACGCGGUUGUAACGCUGAGGGAUAUCCUGGAUCUGAGGAAUGUGGACGGUGUUGGAAUCACUGAUGAUGACAAUAAAGACUGCGAUUUCUCUACAUCUGACACCUUCCUUUCUGCUACGUGGGCGGUGACAACCAACCAAGGCCUCCUUCCUGUAAGGUACGAUUACAGUGUGGGCAGGAGUAAUCAGGACUCUCCCAAAGGAGUAUUCAACGGAGCCAGCGAGAGAGUUUGGUUUGAUGCUGGAGUCACACAGUUUGCAGUCGUGCCACUCACAAACGGGAAGGUAUUGACAUCAGGACUCAGCUACAGCGUCUUUGUCCGGGCUUGGUACGAUGACAACACGUACAGCAUCUUCAAGUCAGAUGGCGUUCUCGUUGACAAUAACGGGCCUACCACGACAGACAAGAUUGGAAAUGCGGUAAAAGAGCACAGGGAAAUAAAAGACAGUAAAGACAUAGACUAUCAGUCCUCCAACACCAGCAUCUGCAUCAGCUGGGCCAACAAGUUCCUCCAGGGGCAGAGUGGACACCUCAAAUACAGGCUCUUUAUUAGCACAUCUCCAGGAGGUCACAGUAUUCAUGGCUCAACGGACGUGACAGAGACGAGAUACACAGCAGCUGAGUUGAUUCUAGAACCCAACACUGUCUACUUCUCCAAUGUGAUGGUCUACAACAAGGCGGGGUUAGUGUCCUGGUCUCAUUCAGAUGGGGUACAGCCUGAUGUAAAACCUCCAGUAUCUGGACAUGUUCAGGAUGGCGACGGGCUCCACGACAUUGACUUCCAGUCCUCCCCAAAAGAUAUCUCUUCCUCCUGGUUUGGCUUCUCUGACACAGAUUCAACAAUCAUCAAGUAUUUCUGGUGUGUUGGUGCAACCAAUGACACAUCCGACUGCAGCAUUGUGGACUGGCAGGAUGUGGGGCUCCAUACAUCAGCCAGAACAAGCCUAGAUUCACCAAUUGCUGAUGACACAUCCAUCUGGACCAAGGUGUAUGCUGUCGAUGUUGUUGGUCACACAUCAAGAGUGGUUGUAUCUGAUGGUGUAGUAGUUGAUACGUCCCCACCCACAGUUAUGGACGUUGCAUAUCUUGGGGACAACAUGGUUUUAAACCCGUCCUUUGAAGAAGUCAUUGGAACUAAUUUGUCUGAUACUGUUUGUUCCCCACUGCUAUCGUGGAAGGCCGGGCCAAACUCCUGUAUACGAACACUGACACCAGACGCCCCUAAUGCCAAACACGGGAGAACGUUAGUUGCUGUAAGUGGUAGAAUACAGCAGAAUAUUACUGGGCUUGCAGUUGGGAGAAAAUACAAAGUAACUGUUCAUGUUGGAUAUCCGGAGACUUUGACUGCUGACCACAAGGCUGUGGAAGGAAGUGUUACUAUAGGUCGGGAGGUGUUCACGUUCAGCUUAGAUCCACGUCUAUGUAAAGGUGUUUGUAAGAAGAAGAAGCAGUCAUCGGUAUUAUGGUACACCUACACAUAUCACAUGACAGCUGAUACCAAGGCCACGGGUCUCUGUAUAGAAACAGUGUCCCGAAAUAUGGAAAUUGUGUUGGAUCAUGUGACAGUUCAAGAGAUUGAAUAUUCUGGAAACAUGACCAUGUUGGAGAAGGACAGCCAUUUGGUGACUAAAUCAGUGUUUUUAUCCCAUUGGUCGUCUGUGCAUGCUUCGUGGCAUUUUGAAGAUCCAUCGUCUCCGAUCACAGAAUAUACAUGGGCAGUAGGUACAACCUCUGGAGGAACUCAAUUGCAGGGCUUUAAGAGUGUCCGCAGAAAUGCACACGGAACUCUUUCUGGUCUGAGGCUGUCACACAAACAGAAACUGUUCCUGACCAUCACAGCCAGGAAUGCUGCUGGUCUCACCACUGUCUCCCACCCUGACCCCAUCACUGCCGACAUGACUCCUCCGACGUUUGCACACAUCAAUGAUGGAGAAGGUUCUGAUAUUGACUUCGUAAAGGUUGGAGAUGUGUACGUCAAUUGGAAUGUACAAGACGAAGAGUCACAUAUACAUCAUUGUGAUUGGAGCAUUGGGUCGACAACAGGGGGAAGCGAUAUUAAAACGUUUGAGAUUGUCCAUGAAGGUGAGACUUCAGCAAAGUUUAACUUAGCGGAUAUAUCGACAAGUGUGAGAGUCUUCUCAACAGUCCGAUGUUUCAACAAGGUUGGAUUGAUGGCAACAGCUACUACUGACGGCGUUACUGUCAUGAGGGACACAACAUCGCCUACGACAGCUGUUGUUGAACUUCUGACAGGCUUCUCGCUACCCUCUGUAUCCAGGAUCUGUCAGAGGAGUAAGAGCGUCAAAGUGCAUUGGCGAAGGGAGGAUAUUCAAAAAACUGUGAUCAAAGUUACAGACGAGUCUACCACGUAUCUGGCCAAUGUGGACAAUUCGUUUGAGUUCGUCACAUUCUCUGGCUUGCAUUUCAAGAACAUGACUACAUAUCAUGCAGAGGUGUACCCUGACAGCAUCAUUGGAGCUGAACCAGCCGUUACACGUCUUACCUUCACAUACCAUGAGCAUCCGCCGGCUUUAGCAGACGGUGCUAAACUGAAACUGUCCAGAGAAGGUAAUAAAGCGAUUCUAAAAUGGGCAGGUGUGUUUCUCUCUGACUGGAAUCGGUUUCACUACGAAGUCAGUAUUGGAAGCACAGAAGGUUGCACCGACAUCCUCGAGAGGGUUGUGACGAACGACACACAGAUUGCACUGACGCUUAAAGACCAGGAUAAAGUUGUCUCUGUCCAUGGAACAGUCACUGCCACUGACCCAUGUGGUUAUUUCACUCAUUUUACCCAAACCGUUACCAUCAAGUGAUCUCAUAAAUUACAUGGAUACAAAAUAUCAUGUUUUGAUGUAAUUUCUUUUCAGACGAUUAUCGUGAUUAAAUC
Haliotis rufescens (red abalone) is the source of this 9236-nucleotide messenger RNA. RefSeq lists its product as uncharacterized. Lineage: Eukaryota; Metazoa; Mollusca; Gastropoda; Lepetellida; Haliotidae. Bases 1 to 9162 code for a protein of 3053 amino acids. The record is from RefSeq and is a predicted model, not a curated record. The transcript has 45 exons. Gene Ontology annotation, molecular function: protein binding.